Molecule: messenger RNA, 822 nt
Organism: Colletotrichum phormii
Lineage: Eukaryota; Fungi; Ascomycota; Sordariomycetes; Glomerellales; Glomerellaceae
Exons: 2
Coding region: 129-635 (168 amino acids)
Source: RefSeq, a predicted model, not a curated record
AUGAUUGAGUUUUUGCCAAACUCGGCAAGAUCCCCAGACGCCGCGGGCACCGUUUCCGAGCACCCCUACGAAUAUAAAUACCCAACAUAUCGUGACCAAGCGCGCCCCCUUCGCGCGGAAGCCCUAGGAUGUACAACCCAAACGUCAAAAUGAUUAGCCCCGAUCAUUCCCUCACGUUCACCAACUUGGCGUCGAAGACUUUCGAGCUCACGCAACACAAUGUGCCGACGUCCCCCGAUAUACGGAUGAUCCAGGACAUCAGCCAGGCCACUCUGACGCCCAGAGAUGGAGAAUCACUCAUGACAUGGACAAAGGGGUGUUACUUUGGCAAGAGCGGGUUCGACGAUGUUAUGCUCUGCUGGCAAGAGCUGGAAGCCCUGACUUCUUUCUGUAUCGGCAUCGAAUCUCCCGAACGCGGCUUUUUCAAGCCUAUUCAGUCGCACUGGAAAGUGAAGUACAACGACGGCAAUACGAUCAAGGACUGGUUCUUCCCUUCCGAGAAUCCAUCAGACCCGUACACAUUCCCGAGCACAAUGGAUGUUGAUAUAUCCGUUACGAGUCAUUCGGUGAAGGAUCAGUUGGAGCUCAAAAUCACGAUCAAGGACAAGGCACCAAGUGCUGAGCUCAAAUCAUAGGAGUUUGCAGAAUGGGUACGAACUACAGCACGUUGGUUCUCGAGUAGGCAUCCGUACGGCUUUGCAGGAUAUGACAACCAGGCGUCAAGCAAGAUGGGACGGGAGAUGUGCAGAGAUGGGGGAUGACUCAAUACCAGCGUUAUUUGCAAAAGUAUUUUGGGAGGCGGUUUGUUUACAUGCGAUGCUU